GAAUCAGAAUGUAUGUAAACAUCAGCUGAUCUGUGACAGUUUUUAUAUUUUUGGAAAGUUGUAUAAUAUUAAACUAUAUUAUAAAAUAAGGAAGUACUUAUAAUAAGCUAGUGAAUAGUUUUUUAACUAGUGAAUAUUUCUAGUUUAUAACAAUGUCUGAAUCAAGUACAAUUAAACAACCUAUCAGAAGAUUAGAAAUUCCUAUAAGUAAAUUCGACGUAGCAAUACCACAUCACUUGGAUUUACUGCGAAGACAUAAAAAUAACAUUAAAAAUUACCAAAGAGACAAAGACUGGGCAAAAGUUCAUAAGGAACAAACAAAUGCACUGAGACUAGUCAAACAAUUAGAACAAUUGUUAUAUGAAAUGGACACGCUUCGCGGGCAAGUUGAAGACAACGAUAUUGACAAAUUUGAUAAACUCACCCACAAUUCACGAUAUUCUACAAUAAACGCUAUUCAGGAAUAUUUAGAAAUGAAAUUAGAGUACCCGACUUCGACGAUAAGCUCCCCUGGAUCACCCGACUCAGAAAAUGAGCAAUCGCAGCCUUUGGACGAACGAUUUCUUCAGCUACAGACGGAGCAAGACGAAAUCGAAAGACAGAACGCCUGUCUCCAUGCUUGGAACUCUCUGCAAAAUGAUUUGCAGCAGCUUCAUCAACUGUUUGUUCACAUGAAUCAAUUGAUUUAUGACCAAAAGCAUCAUGUGAACGAAGUAGAAGACAACGUAGUCGAAUCUCACGAAAAUGUUGUGAGAGGAAACAAAUUUUUGGAAAAAGCUUCAAAAUUAAAAGUAGCGGCCUAUCCAUUGGCCGGUGCGCUAAUCGGUACCUGCAUCGGCGGGCCUGUUGGUCUAAUUGCUGGUGUUAAGCUUGGAGGCUUAACUGCUUUAGGUUGUGGAAUUUUAGGAUUUACUGGAGCUACGAUUCUCAAGAAAAAACAUUUAGAAAAGUUGGAAAAUGUUGAAGGACCAUUGCAAAUUAAAGACAAAGAAGACCAAAGUCCUGAUUUAGACCAAAAGAAAGAAUUGUGACAAACAAUUGAAUCUCAAGAAAUUUUUGAUAAAAAACAAUGCAAUAUAUUGUAGCUUUCACCUUUUAUGCACUUAACUCAAUAAAUAUUUAAAUUUCUAAUUAUUAAA
Cotesia glomerata is the source of this 1139-nucleotide messenger RNA. RefSeq names its product syntaxin-17 (gene Syx17). Gene Ontology annotation, molecular function: SNAP receptor activity; SNARE binding. Bases 153 to 1031 code for a protein of 292 amino acids. Gene Ontology annotation, biological process: exocytosis; vesicle fusion; intracellular protein transport. Lineage: Eukaryota; Metazoa; Arthropoda; Insecta; Hymenoptera; Braconidae. Gene Ontology annotation, cellular component: plasma membrane; endomembrane system; SNARE complex. The transcript has 5 exons. The record is from RefSeq and is a predicted model, not a curated record.